AUGAUUUUAAAACAUAGUUUUUUAUAUCCUUUACAAAAUAUCGUAUUAAAAAAUAAAAGUAUUUUAAUAUUUAUGAGAUAUAAUGAUUCAAGUAAAAAUAUUAGUGAUACAAACUUAAAAAAAAAAUUAAAUACAAAGCUAGAAGAUGUUAAAGUUACUAAAGAGAGUUCGUGUAACGCUUUAUUUGAUGAAUGUUUAGAGGAAUUAUAUAAAAUGAAAAAAAAAAUAGAUAAAGAAAGUGUAGAAUAUGAUAAUUCCCCAGUAAUAGAAGAAUUAAAUAGAGAAGAAAUAAAAAUAACAAAAAACAUAUUUGAAAGAAUUAAUAAAAAAAAAAAACAUGUUUCCAAUUUAAGUUAUAAAGAUAUAUAUAUAGAUCCUUAUUGGAAUCCGUUUAAAGAGGUAAAUGACUUAAAAAAUGAAAUUACUUAUGAAUUUAAUGAAUACUCUAAAUUGGCAAGUAUAGUAGAAUUGAAAAAGCAAAAACGUGCAAUUAAAAAGUCAUUAAAAGAACAAUAUAAGUUAUAUAAUCCAUAUUCAGAGGAGUAUAAUAAUUAUUUUAAUUUAAACAUUGACAAAGAUGAGAUCAUAUGUAAUGAUAAAAGUGAAAAAUAUUGGAAUCCUUCUUUUGACAGAAGAAAGAUUUUAAAUAUAAAAAGUCCAUUUACGUGGAGACAUACACAUAUUUUACAUAAUUUUAUUGGAGAAAAUGGUUUAAUAUUACCACGAAAAUUUAAUUUAACUACUAGAAAACAACAAAUACAAAUUUUUAAAUCCAUAUGUAUAGCUAGAAGAAUGGCUAUUUAUCCAUAUGACAAAAAACCAAACAAAGAUGAUUUAAUUCCCUUGAUGGAUCCUAUACAGCUACUUGCUGAUGAGUUAAUUCAUAGAUACAUUGAAUUGAAAGAUUUACGAGCACAAGCAAUUAUUAAAGUUAUGAUAAAUAAAUAUCCUUCUUUAAAUUAUUAUAAAUAUUUCUGUUAUGAAUCAAAAAAAAAGAAAAAAAAUCAAGAAAAAGGAGAAUUUUCCCAGAUUUUACAAAAAUAUAAAAAAAAUUAUUAUGAAAACUCAUUUAACUACUAA
Messenger RNA from Plasmodium gallinaceum, 1080 nucleotides. RefSeq names its product mitochondrial ribosomal protein S18 precursor, putative. Gene Ontology annotation, cellular component: ribosome. The transcript has a single exon. NCBI's taxonomy places the organism in Eukaryota, Apicomplexa, Aconoidasida, Haemosporida, Plasmodiidae. Gene Ontology annotation, molecular function: structural constituent of ribosome. The record is from RefSeq and is a predicted model, not a curated record. Gene Ontology annotation, biological process: translation. Bases 1 to 1080 code for a protein of 359 amino acids.